Messenger RNA from Oncorhynchus kisutch (coho salmon), 7512 nucleotides. RefSeq names its product MICAL-like protein 1. The record is from RefSeq and is a predicted model, not a curated record. The transcript is spliced from 16 exons. Lineage: Eukaryota; Metazoa; Chordata; Actinopteri; Salmoniformes; Salmonidae. Gene Ontology annotation, molecular function: protein binding. Bases 843 to 3977 code for a protein of 1044 amino acids.
UUCGUUUCAUUUCAUCAGCAGGCAGCCGAAGCAAGGCUUGGCAGAAUGGUCGGCUGUCCAGAUUACAAUUAAUUUUCCAUGAUACAUUUAAUUAACCAUCAUCGCCAUCCAAACACAACUGUGCGUUUGAUAAAUGUAUCUUCUGUUUUGGCGUCAAGAAGAGAGAGAAAAAGCGCCUUGUUCUGGAGUCUGACCGGUACAACGACACAGAUGGGACUGCACCAUAUAACAAGCAACGACGUUUCCCAUUUAAAGUUUUGGAUGAAUGCUUCAACAUAAGGAUUGUAACUGAGUUCACACGAAUAAGGGACGUGUUUCAUAUUAUUUUAUUGACACGUUUCGGGUCAAUGAAUGUGUUUUUCCAAGUGAAAACAUGGCUAGUUAGCUUCAGCUAGCUAACUCGCUAAACGGCUAACUCCAUCAGUCUGGAGCAGGGUUGAGAUGUUCGUCUAAAUUUGGACCGAAGCUAGCUAAUCCAGGUAGCUAGCUAGCCACUGACAACGUUUCUGUGACAUGCUGUCAAACCCAUUGUAUGUCGGAUUCUUUUUAUAUGGUGAUUAUUGAUUGUGCGUGUUGGGAAAACUUGCAGAUCGAAACUUUGAUCACAUUUGCUGGCGGAGUUGUGGAAACCAAUGUUUCAUUGACGUCGCAAAGUUAGCCUUCUCGCUACCAAACGUGACUCUACUAUCCUCGACCUGUCAAUGGAAUUCCGAAUGAGUCAUUUCGGGUGUUGUCCUCCAAAAUUCGAAAAGCAGGAGGGCAGCUUCUAGAAUCCUACAAAAGCUGAUUUCUCAUCCGGCUACACGUGGGAUGAGACUUAUAUCGAAAGGAAUAAAAUCUGAAUGUUUCCGAACAUGGGGUCUUUAAAAGCACUUCAAGAAUGGUGUCGGAUACAAUGCGAGAGUUACAACGAUGUAGACAUCAAGAACAUGUCAUCUUCUUUCCGGGAUGGCCUGGCAUUCUGUGCCAUAAUCCACCGAUAUAGACCGGAUUUGAUAGACUUUGACUCCCUCUCCAAAGAGAAUGUCUACGAGAACAACCGUCUGGCGUUUGAGGUGGCGGAGGAGGAGCUGGGAAUCCCUGCUCUGCUGGACCCAGAGGACAUGGUGUCCAUGAAAGUGCCUGACAGGCUGAGCAUCAUCACCUAUGUCUCCCAGUACUACAACUUCUUCACCAACAAGUCCCAUGCCAACCCCCCCUGCUUGAAGAGGUCCAGUGGUACAGGCCACAUUGAGCCGGCCCAGAAGAGACCGGUGGCCCCCCUGGAAGACAAAGUGGUUGAGCCUGAGCUGAGCCUACCUGGUCCGAUGGGUACGGACGGAGGGGUACAGGCGGGGGUGAAGCGUAGCACCCUCAGCAGCAGCUGCGCCGCCUGCCAGAGGCACGUCCACUUGGUGCAGAGGUUCCUGGUCGACGGCAAGCUCUACCACCGCAACUGUUUCAGGUGUAGGGAGUGUAGCAGCACUCUGCUGCCUGGGUCCUACAAGCUAGGAAACGAGGUCGGCUCCCUAGUCUGCACGCAUCACUUUGCCAGGUCUGCCUUAGCCAAUCAGAAUGGCCGACCGGACCUAAGCAAGCGACCGACAAUGGUUCCGUCCGUCAGGAUUGGUCGACCCAUGCUGCCUCAAACUUCUCCUCCUUCUGGGAGGGACCAGGCGGCAAAGACUCUGGCUCAAGAGACUCCGCCAGCAAAAGAGACUCCGCCCCAAGAGACGCCAGCAAAAGAGACUCCGCCCCAAGAGACGCCACAAAAAGAGACGCCGCCACAAAAUGAGACGCCACCAAAAGACACUCCGCCACAAAAUGAGAUGCCACCAAAAGACACUCCGCCACAAAAAGAGACGCCACAAAAUGAGACUCCACCAAAAGAGACUCCGCCCCAAGAGACGCCACAAAAUGAGACUCCACCAAAAGAGACUCCGCCCCAAGAGACUCCACCAAAAGAGACUCCUCCCCAAGAGGGCGUCACCAAUGAGGAUUACACCCCCACACCAACCAAUGACUCUGACUCUACACCAUAUCCUAUCUCAACGACAAAAACAGACUCUUUGAAAACAGAGAACGAGAGGGAAGACGGUGCAGGAGAAAGAGAGGUCAAACCUCCACCCUCCGUUCCUCCCAACCCUUUCGAUGACAUCGAGGAGGAGGGGGAGGAGACUCUGACAACAGCCAAAGACACAGCCAAUGGGGUUAUCCCUUCUACACCUGUCAGUCAUCUAGGACUAGGGGACAGUAAGCCAGUCCCCAUCCCUCGCCGCUUGUCACAGCCCUCCCCUCCACCUCGUCCCGCCCCCAGGGUCCGCCCACCCCGCGUUGACAACCUUGCGGUCAAUGGUGAUCGUGCUGAACACAGGAGAUGUCUUCCUCCAGCUCCCAGACCUCGAGAAAGAUCCCACUCCCCUGGAAGCUCCAGUCUCUCCAGCGACGCCCCCAAACCCCCUAACCCGCCCUGGCUGGCCCUCGUCCAAUCCCAAGAACCCAAGAAGAAACCAGCACCUCCCCCUCCCCCUGGAGUAGCCACACCCCCACACACUGGUUCGUUAUCUUCUCUAAAAGGGGAGGGCUCCAGACCACCCACGCCCCCUGCACCCGCCAACCCCUUCGAUGAGGAAGUAGAGGAAGAGGAGGUGGGGUCAGGAGAGGGGUCAGUAGGAAGUUUGGUUUCUCCCACUGUGGUGGUGAGUCAUCCGUGGUACAGCAUCUCCCAGGCUGCAGACGCUGCGGCUGACCCAGACACGCCCCCCAUUGGGGGUAUUUCCUCCCGCUCUGCAAGCCCCAAUGGCUUCAGGUGCAAGAAACGCCCGGCGCCCCCAAAGCCUGUUCCAAAGGCCCCCGGCUCUAACUCAGCCCUUCCUCACUCCCAGCCCUCCUCUUCCUCUCCCUCUCCAGCUAUUAGCAUAGAGAGCCUAUCCUCUGCCUCCGACCAUAGCUCCUCCCACCCAGCUUCCCUAGGGGGCGGAGCCACGGGCGAUCAGGACAACCCUUUCACCAAGAGCGUAUCAGAGCCCUCCAUCUGUGGGCCCUGUGGUGGCUCCACCCCCUCCACCUCAGCCAAUUGCCUCUCUCCGAGCCCCUCCCCUCCUCCCCAGCCAGCCAAUCCUAGCUCGGCUCCGGCCACUCCGCAGAGCAAUCGGAGCGCCAGGCCCCCGCCGCCAAGACCUCCAACGACACCCAGCCCCCUGGCAGCAUCAAGUGCUAUCCCAGUUCCACCCCCCAAGCGGACUUGUAAGGAAAACCCUUUCAACAGGAAAGCCUCUCCCUCCCCCGUUUCCUCCCCUAAAACCAGACCCCCUAGUGUCCCUCGCCCCGCCCGGCCCCCUGCCCCUGGACACGGCUUCCCCCUCAUCAAACGCAAGGUGCAGUCAGACCAGUACAUCCCAGCUGAGGACAUCCAUGGAGAGAUGGGAGAGCUGGAGAAACAGCUGGAUGAGCUGGAGCAGAGAGGAGUGGCUUUGGAGAGAAAACUACGCGAUAACCCCAAUGAUGAGGAGGAGGAGACUAUGCUGGUGGACUGGUUCACUCUGAUCCAUGAGAAACACCUGCUGGUGCGCCGCGAGGCUGAGCUGGUCUACACGGCCAAGCAGCAGAACCUGGAGGAGAGGCAGGCUGAUGUAGAGUAUGAGCUGAGAUGUCUUCUUAACAAGCCAGAGAAAGACUGGAAUGAGGAGGACAAGGGCAGGGAGCAGGAGCUGAUGACAGAGCUGGUCACCGUCAUCGAACAGCGGAACCAAAUCAUCAACAACAUGGAUCAGGACAGGCAGAGGGAAGAGGAAGAGGAUAAGCUGGUGGCGACCAUGUUGAAGAGAAAAGACUUCCAGAAGGAGCCAGCAGCAGAGGGCGAGCAGCAGCAGCAGCAACAGAAGAAGAAGAAGAAGAAGGAGAAGUUUAAACCCAUGAAGGUUCUGAAGAGGUUGAGUGUGAACCAAGGAAAAGGUGGCAGCCCACGCAAGGAGAUGGCAGAGAAGGACAAGAGCUGAACAAGGUAUGGAAGGAGGGAGGUGGAUGAUGGAUAGAGGAAAAGGAAGAGGGAUACCAUCCUUUACAGGGGGACAUAUCAGAUGGAAAGAGCAAGGAAACGGCAGAUGAAUGCAAAACACAGUGAGAAGGAAAAACAACCCAGGAUUCUCACAGCUAUGUGAAAGACUGUAAUGUGUGCAACCUGCAAUCUGCUCCUCCCUCCUCUUACUGUAGCAUAUCCUUCUAAUCGCUCCUCCCUCCUCUUACUGUAGCAUAUCCUUCUAAUCGCUCCUCCCUCCUCUUACUGUAGCAUAUCCUUCUAAUCGCUCCUCCCUCCUCUUACUGUAGUAUAUCCUUCUAAUCGCUCCUCCUUCCUCUUACUGUAGCAUAUCCUUCUAAUCGCUCCUCCCUCCUCUUACUGUAGCAUAUCCUUCUAAUCGCUCCUCCCUCCUCUUACUGUAGCAUAUCCUUCUAAUCGCUCCUCCCUCCUCUUACUGUAGCAUAUCCUUCUAAUCGCUCCUCCCUCCUCUUACUGUAGCAUAUCCUUCUAAUCGCUCCUCCCUCCUCUUACUGUAGUAUAUCCUUCUAAUCGCUCCUCCCUCCUCUUACUGUAGCAUAUCCUUCUAAUCGCUCCUCCCUCCUCUUACUGUAUCAUAUCCUUCUAAUCGCUCCUCCUUCCUCUUACUGUAGCAUAUCCUUCUAAUCGCUCCUCCCUCCUCUUACUGUAGCAUAUCCUUCUAAUCGCUCCUCCCUACCAGAGUAUGUGAGCAGAGUUAAGCGGUUGGAAAUCCGGCUUGUGCUGGCGAUCCACCUCUUUUCAACUGCUCCGCUAAAAAACCCUUCUGCGCUCACAGGACAAAAAAUGGGCGCUCCAAAUUCGCCCCAUUCGUUAAAAUCACAAUUUAACCAACACCCAUCUAUUUUUGUGACUACCUUGACUUACCAUUUGGUAUUCAAGUAAUGAAACCAAACCAUAUGAUUUGAAUGAAAAGUAUUUGAAUAAACAAAUACGUUGGAAUAUGCCAAGCCUAUUUCUUUUUGCAUGUGCAUAUGGUAAGUACACCAUCAUGCUUUCGGGAUGCGUGUCUUUUCAGAUUACACGAUUUCAUUCUUUAGUUGUGGACGCUACAUCGCCGCAAUCCCUCUCUUGCUCUUGGUCCACAUCUUGUAAGUCACCUUGAUUCACCUCUCACAUACUCUGCUCCCUACUGUAGCUCCUCGCUCCACUCCGCUCAGAUACUCUGCUCUCUACCGUAGCUCCUCGCUCCACUCCGCUCACAUACUCUGCUCCCUACCGUAGCUCCUCGCUCCACUCCGCUCACAUACUCUGCUCCCUACCGUAGCUCCUCGCUCCACUCCGCUCACAUACUCUGCUCCCUACCGUAGCUCCUCGUUCCAUUCCACUCACAUACUCUGCUCCCUACUGUAGCUCCUCGCUCCACUCCGCUCACAUACUCUGCUCCCUACUGUAGCUCCUUGCUCCACUCCGCUCACAUACUCUGCUCCCUACUGUAGCUUCUCGCUCCACUCCGCUCACAUACUCUGCUCCCUACUGUAGCUCCCAUGAUGCUCUUUCAAAUACAGCCACUCCAAUGCGUUCUGUACUGUGUAUAUAUUUGAAGUUGCCUUUGUGUGAAGAGAAAGUUAAGAGAACUCAACUGCUUUAAGACUAAAACCUUAAACAUCUGAAGACUGAAUUGAAGAGGAGGUAUAUUUUCUGUAGAUUUGAGGUUCAGCGCAAAAUGUUGUUUCUUCUGUCCCUUUUCAUUAUUACAUUGCACAUUGUGACCCAGGCCUUUUUUAAAUCGGCUUUUAACAAAGAUAUAAAUACUAUGACUGCAGGUUUCUUACCAUUCAUCAGUCUCUUAUCAUGGUAGAAACCAAGGAAGAACACUCCCUCAUCUCCUGCUUAUUCAGUGGUCCUAAGGUUUCCCCUUUGUUCAUGGACACUGCCUAUGUCUCAUUGUCUGUAGAUUGGAUACAGAACGAAGAGUUGUGUGUGUCUGUCGGUUGUCUGGUUUGAGUCUGUGGUACUUCUGAACUAUUGUGAAUCUUUUUUAAAAGAGGAACCCGUUGUUGUGAGUAAAUACUGCCAGUUAAGAUGGAGUAAUGACAACCCAAAUAAUUACUCUAGCUUUUAGCGAAAAGGUUAUUUCUUAACUAGCUACUUACCAUGUUUUCCAAAUCACUGACUAUUGUACUGUAGAUAUUAUAUUGGACUGUAGAUAUUAUGUUGGAUAAUCACGGGUCUGAGAAUGAGACAUAAGACAGACAGGUAAGAAAUAGUUCAGAUGGAAUGUAAGUAAUGACUUAAAACAAGGAAUGUAAAGCAGUGUAUUUGACUAACAUAGUUGUAUCAUGACAGGUCACUGACUUAAUAGUAUUACAGAAUCUGACCAGAUUUACAACGAAACAAGUGUGAACAGUUCUAGGGGCUACAUUAUACAUUAAGGAUUGUAAUAAAUAUAUAUAUAUAUAUGCAUAUAAUUAUUACAAUCCUUAUUGUGUAUUGUAGCCCCUAGAACUGUUCACACUUGUUUAGUUUGUAAAUCUCAUAUAUAUGUGUGCAUGCAGUGAGUGUACAAAAUAUUAAGAACACCUUCCUAAUAUUGAGUUGCACCCCCUUUUGCCCUCAGAACAGCCUACAUUCGUCGGGGCAUGGUCUCUACAAGGUGUCGAAAGCAUUCCACAAGGAUGCUGGCCCAUGUUGACUCAAAUGCUUCCCACAGUUGUGUUAAGUUGGCUGGAUGUCCUUUGGGUGGUGGACCAUUCUUGAUACACACGGGAAACUGUUGAGCGUGAAAAGCCCAGCAGCGUUGCUGUUAACACAAACCGCCACUUAAAUAUGUUCUUGCCCAUUCACUCUCUGAAUGGCACACAGACACAAUCCAUGUCUCAGUUGUUUCAAUGCUUAAAAAUCCUUCUUUAACCCGUCUCCUCCCCUUCAUUUACACUGAUUUGAAGUGGAUCUAACAAGUGUCAUCAAUACGGGAUCAUAGCUUUCGCCUGGUCAGUCUAGGUCACGGAAAGAGCAUGUGUUCCUAAUGUUUUGUACACUCUGUGUAUAUAAAUUCCGUAGAUAUCUUUUUAACAAUGUAGCAAACUAUUAGUACCUACCAGUUUAUCAGUUUAACUGUUUGGGAAAGUCUGCAAAAUAUGCAAAUCUUUUUAAUUUAUAUAUUUUACAAUGCCUUUGACUCUGUAAACGCUGUCUAAUUCCAUUGAGUUUUGCCUUAAUUUAGAAUCUGCCGUCAAAGUCGAUAGCACUAUGAGAUCCGUUUAUGUUAAGAGUGCCCUUAUUUAAAUGUAUUCGUCAAUAAGUCUCGUUUUUGUCCGGAGUUAAACCGAAUGUCUUGUUAUAGUCUGUCCGUAUAUAUUGUCUCGUACACGAUCUUGUCUUCCAUUCAAAAUGGCUGCUUGUGUGUUUGUGCCUCUUCUUCCUAUUUAAAAACUCACACCAAGGGCUUCUGUAGAGCUAUGUUGAAACAUGGUCCUAAAGAAACAACAGGAUCACAUUGAAAUCUGGGAGACUGAGAAAUAAAACAUAUUAAUGCC